Molecule: messenger RNA, 1706 nt
Organism: Paralichthys olivaceus (Japanese flounder)
Lineage: Eukaryota; Metazoa; Chordata; Actinopteri; Pleuronectiformes; Paralichthyidae
Gene: palmda
Product: palmdelphin a
Biological process (GO): regulation of cell shape
Cellular component (GO): cytoplasm; membrane
Source: RefSeq, a predicted model, not a curated record
GAGGGGUCCCACUGUCAGCAUGGAGGAGUCUGACUUGCUGAAGGAGAGGCUCCAAGCUAUCACUGAGAAGCACCGCAUUCAGGAAGACAUUAGACAGAAGAAACUGGAACUGGACCGAGAGAAACUGAAACUACAGCAUCUAAAGAAAAAGGCUCUGAGAGAGCGGUGGCUUCUGCAGGACUCAGCUUCCCACAAUGCAACAGGCUCUUCACAGCAACAGAGCCUUCUGUCUGACCAGCAACAGACCAGGGUGCUGCAGCUCAACAUCCACAGGAAAGAGAUGGAGGUGGAGUUUCUGGAACGAGAGGAAACUAUGAUUUCCACUAACGAGGGGUUCAUCCUCAACAGGCUGAAGGCUGUGGAGAAAAGCCCAGAGGAAAUUAUUAAGGAGGCCCAUGAAAACUUUGCCCCUGAACCAUUACAGGUCGCCAGAGUGAUCCCCGAUGUCCCAGAAUCCCUGUCUCCACCAGCCAAUAAUCACAUGGAGCAAAACGCACGAAAGACUUUAUUUGCCAUGGAGAUAAACGUGACCAAAAACAUGCUCACGGGGAAGAGCACCGUCCUUUCUACAGCAACUGUCCCCCCUGAAGAGUUAAACCAACACACCGGGCUCAAGGUUUACGAUGAUGGCAGGAAGUGUGUCUAUGCUCUGAAUUCAGAAGAGGAGCCACAUGACAAAACCUGUGUAUCUGAGCUGUCGGCCAGCGAAGUGGAACAGUUGCUGAGAAGCGCAACAAUGCAUCGUCAAGUAAACUUUCCAAAUUACCACCAGAAUCCCAGAAGGAGGGAGGAUCACUGUUUUUACAACCACCAAGAUAAAAGAGACAGAGUGGAGAGGUGCGACGUCACUAACCAUGGAGGACGCUAUGGUAACCAUGCCCCCCGUAACCACGCAGCAGAGGAAGACCUUGGCUGCAUGCAGAGAAAACUACAGGACGAGCAUCGCCAUGGUCACCAGGAGCGCCUUCACAGGAGGCAGGAAGUGAGACUUAACCAAAGCAACCUGAGGGAUGGUCAUGGCUCUGGAAAGCACACGGGGGUGGGACUUCACUAUGGCAACCAGAAAGAUCAUUACUACAGUUCUAACCAGGGGAGAAAGUGUCCCAGUGUUCAGGAGGAUCGGCCUCCAAGUCACCACAGCAGCACUGUCAUCAGGAGCAACAGUAGGAUAAAUGGAGUCAAUGGAUCCAAUUGCUGUCCUCCUCCCAGAUCACAUGACCAGGAAGCAGUGUCGGCCUACCAACCUCAGCUCUGCUACACUCCAUUAAAUCACAUCCCUCUUAAAGAUUACAUUUGUGUGGAUGAAGAAGAACUUUAUUGUUACAACCCACCCUCGUACCACUCUGCUCGGUACAGGGGCCCCGACCGCCCCUCUGACAGAAUGCCCUCCCCCCUCUAUGGAGACGACACCCCUUACACCAUCCUCAAUGCCAUGGAGUCCACUGAGCCAAUCACAGCCAUCUUCAUGGGUUUCCAGACAGCGCAGGAUGACAGUGGGCAGGGUCAGGAGUUUGAGGGCUCUCUGAAGGCUGAGCUGGUCAUCAUCGAGGACAACGAAGACGAUGGUGGGGAGAGCAAUGUGAAGGAGAAGAAUCGCCACGCCCAGCCGGGUGUUAGCAACUACUCAACAGGAAGUGCAGCCAAUGGAAGUGUGGGAUGUGUGGAGGGAUUAGAAGGCAGACGGACAGAGGGACGGGUGGAACCAG